CGGGAGGCACGAAGGGGUUAAAGAGUUGGCGGUGCCGCCGCCGCGGCUCUUCGGGGAAACCCACCGGGGUGCGCGGAGGAGGGAGCGGCCGUGGGCUGCGGAGCCCGGCGCCGCGCCGGGCGGGGGCGCGGCCAAUCGGGCGGCGGGCCCGGCGCGCGCGGAGCCAGGCGACAUGGAGGGAGGCGCGGCGCCCGGCCGCCCCUGACGCGCCGCUCCGUCCCGGUGGUCGGCGAGCCCGAGCCGCCCGGGGCCCUGCGGCGCGGAGAUGAGCAGGUCCGCGGCGCUCCUCUUCUGCCUGCUGGGCUGCAACGUCUGGAAGGCGGAGACCAAGACGCUGCGGGAGCCCGGCGCCGGAGCCCAAGAGGUCACCCUGAAGGUCCACAUCAGUGACGCCAGCACCCACCAGCCCAUCCCAGAUGCGCUCAUCGAGAUUUUCACCAACCAGGUGCCCAUCGCCUCCGGCACGUCAGGAACAGAUGGCGCGGCCUUCGUUAAGUUCCAGUAUAAGCUUGGCAGUCAGCUGAUCGUCACUGCCACGAAGCACGCCUAUGUGCCAAACUCUGCGCCCUGGAAGCCCAUCCGGUUACCCGUAUUUUCUUCACUGAGCCUGGGCCUGCUUCCAGAACGAUCCGCCACUCUAAUGGUGUAUGAAGAUGUUGUCCAGAUAGUGUCAGGAUUCCAAGGUGCCCGGCCACAGCCCCGAGUUCACUUCCAGAGGAGAGCUCUGCGGCUGCCUGAGAACACCAGCUACAGCGACCUCACGGCCUUCCUCACGGCCGCCAGCUCCCCAUCCGAGGUGGAUAGUUUUCCUUAUUUGCGAGGACUGGAUGGAAAUGGAACAGGAAACGGCACCAGGUACGACCUGACCCCAGUCACGGCCGUCAGCGUCCACUUGCUCAGCGGCGAUGGGACGCCAGUGCUGGUGGAUGGGCCCAUUUAUGUCACCGUGCCCCUGGCCACGCAGAGCAGUCUGAGGCACAAUGCCUACGUGGCGGCGUGGCGGUUUGACCAGAAGCUGGGAACGUGGCUGAAGAGCGGUCUAGGCCUCGUGCACCAGGAAGGUAGCCAGAGGACGUGGACGUACAUUGCCCCUCAGCUGGGGUACUGGGUGGCUGCCAUGUCUCCUCCCAACCCAGGUCCCGUUGUCACACAGGACAUUACCACGUAUCACACGGUGUUUCUUUUGGCCAUUUUAGGAGGAAUGGCUUUCAUACUUUUGGUUUUGCUGUGUCUCCUUUUAUAUUAUUGCAGGCGGAAAUGCUUGAAACCUCGUCAGCACCAUAGAAAACUGCAACUUCCGGCAGCCCUGGAGAGUUCCAAAAGGGAUCAGUCAACUUCCAUGUCUCACAUCAACUUGCUCUUUGCUCGUCGGGAGUCAGAAUUCCCCGGUCCCCUCUCUGUCACCAGCCAUGGCCGCCCGGACGCCCCAGGGCCCAAGGAGCUGAUGAGUGGGGUCCAUUUGGAAAUGAUGUCUUCCAACGGAGAAGUGGACAUGCACACGCCCAUGCUGAAGCUCUCCUACAGUACCUCACAGGAAUUCAGCUCUCGGGAAGAGCUUCUCUCUCACAAGGAAGAGGAUAAAAGCCAAAUCUCUUUUGAUAACCUGACACCAAGUGGGACGUUGGGAAAAGAGUACCACAAGUCUGUGGAGAUUUUCCCCUUAAAGUCCAGGAAAUCUCUAGAAAGAGAAGGCUGUGAGUCCCCCGGCAACAGCGAAUACAGGAGGAGCUACAACGCCAUGCUCUCCCAGCCUUUGUUUGAAAAGCAAGACAGAGACGGUCAGGCCUCUGGUAACCAUAUUCCCACAGGAAGCAAGCUCACCAUUCAGGAACACAUGUACCCCGCGCCUUCAUCUCCCGAAAAGGAGCAGCUGCUGGACCGCAGGCCUACUGAGUGUAUGAUGUCGCGAUCAGUAGACCACCUGGAGAGACCCACGUCCUUUCCGCGGCCAGGCCAGCUGAUCUGCUGCAGUUCCGUGGACCAGGUCAAUGACAGCGUUUACAGAAAGGUCUUACCUGCCUUGGUCAUCCCCGCUCAUUAUAUGAAACUCCCGGGGGACCAUUCCUAUGUGGGCCAGCCCCUAGUCGUUCCAGCCGACCAGCAGCUGGAGAUCGAAAGACUGCAGGCUGAGCUCUCCAGUCCCCAUGCAGGGAUCUUCCCGCACCCCUCCUCCCAGAUCCCGGCGCAGCCCCUGUCGUGCCAGGCCAUCUCCCAGCAGCACUUGCAGGACGCAGGCACCCGGGAGUGGACCCCGCAAGGUGCGUCCAUGUCAGAGUCACUCUCCAUCCCGGCAUCCCUGAACGAUGCGGCCUUGGCUCAAAUGAACAGUGAGGUCCAGCUCCUGACGGAAAAGGCGCUGAUGGAACUCGGGGGUGGGAAGCCGCUCCCACACCCCCGGGCGUGGUUCGUCUCCCUGGACGGCAGGUCCAACGCGCACGUUAGGCAUUCCUACAUUGAUCUCCAAAGAGCUGGAAGGAACGGAAGUAAUGACGCCAGCUUGGAUUCUGGCGUGGAUAUGAAUGAACCAAAAUCUGCCCGGAAGGGAAGAGGAGACCCCUUGUCUCUGGCGCAGAACCACCCGGCUGGCCAGGAGCAUCCGCCGAAAGAGCCGAGGGCCACGGACAGCGCCUCCUACACGCAGCUCGUGUACCUGGACGACAUGGACCAAAGCGGGAGCGAGUGCGGCACGACCGUCUGCACCCCCGAGGACAGUGCCCUGCGGUGCUUGCUGGACGGCUCCGGCCGGAGAAGCGGCGGCCAGCUGCCCAGCCUGCAGGAGGAGACGACAAAACGAACUUCGGACGUGCCCCCGGAGCCGCUCGCCAGCUCCGAACAGAGAAGAUCUGCUCAGGAGGACGACGAAGAGGAAGAUGAGGAGGACCAAGGAGAAGACAAGAAGAGCCCCUGGCAGAAACGAGAGGAGAGACCUCUGAUGGCGUUUAACAUUAAAUGAGCGAUCACAGAGCCACCCGACCGUGGAGUAUAAUACAGUUGCCAAAAAUUCUUUCUUACAGAAGCGUUUACCUGUCAGUGGAAGACAUAGGACGGCGGCGCCCGUGGGAGUGGACUUCCGCUGCGUCAGGGUUCACUGUGUCAUUGUCAGAAGAGAAUCAAAGUUAUGACUCAGAAUAAAGGAUGAUGUUAACCGAUGCCUCGCCUCCAGGGAGACGGCUGAACGUAGCGCCCGGGUGUCCCUCGGCGUCUGGGACACGGAGAAACCACAAGUGAUGUUGCUAAGGUUCUGCUGAUAACCUCAGUUCUCCCUCAGAUUCUGGAAACGGAUGAAACUCUUUUUACAUUGCUUGAAUCCAUUUUAUCAUGAUAAUGCUCCUGUGAAGUUAUUAUUGAGAAAUUAGCUUAGCACUUAGUGUCUCGAGGUAUGCAUUAUCUCAAAGGAAAGCUAUGCAUCGCUGCUUCGUGCUCUUACUUUGCUUAGGUUUUUUGCGUUGGUUCGAUUUUGUUUCGGGUUUGCUUUAAAGACAAAAACAAAAACAACGCAGUUUGGUUGUAAAGAUUUCCUUCAUUCGUUUUCAUCUGUUCUGCUUCUCGGUGGUUUAUUUCGGUGUCUUCUUCCGGGAACUCCCGAGUGUCACCUCUUAACAUCCAAGCCUUUUAAAUGAAAUCGUACUGAAGUUUUUAUCAGCUGAGAGCCCUUCAAUUCUGGUCCCAUUAACUCCAAGUGCCUUUUUUACAGUGACAACAACAGUCCCUCACCUUUCUUCUUCUUUUUUUUUUCUUUCUUAACUCCUUUAAUUGAACUGCCUGGAUUUUAUAAAGUUAUUAAAUGAGACCCCUUUUCUUUAAGCUGCAUGAUGCCAAGUGCCCGUUUGUGCUCCAAAUUCUCAUUUCAACGCAGUGUUCUCUCUAGUUCCCAUGUGUGACGUGGAUUCUGUUGAGCUAAGGUAGACUAGAGGACACUUUAGAGAUCCCCUUCCCUCCUCUGUCUCUUCGGCCACUAGCCACCAUUAUGGUUUCAUUGGCUGUCUGUAUAUACGGUUAUGUAUCAACUCGGGAAUCCUAUGGGCUGAUCUUGCUCACCCAGACAUGGAGUAUGGACUGAGCAAGUGAAUGUGAGUAUUACAGAAAUCGUAUGUACUAUCCAAAAGUGCCAGAAUGACUCUUCUGUGCAUUCUUCUUACAGAGCUGCUUGGUUAUCCAAAAAUGAAAAUUCAAAAUAAAUGCUGAAU
Messenger RNA from Mustela erminea (ermine), 4187 nucleotides. RefSeq names its product family with sequence similarity 171 member A1 (gene FAM171A1). The transcript has 8 exons. Gene Ontology annotation, cellular component: plasma membrane. Bases 266 to 2953 code for a protein of 895 amino acids. The record is from RefSeq and is a predicted model, not a curated record. NCBI's taxonomy places the organism in Eukaryota, Metazoa, Chordata, Mammalia, Carnivora, Mustelidae. Gene Ontology annotation, biological process: regulation of cell shape; stress fiber assembly.